AUGAAGUGGACGUUGUUCUUACUUUUGGUGGCUGGUGCUGUCGUUCUGGCUGCUGCCCAGGAUCUUGAAGAAGAUAACGAGCUGUUCACUGAAGAUCAGCAAGACGAAGCUUCAACGGCCGAGGAUAAUAGCAGCAACGAGGAGGACGAAGAUGACCAAGUCAAUCUUCGCGUUGUUCGAUCGGCUAGCCAGCCGGAAGGAGCCGGAAGAGGCCGCAACAGGGGAUCCGCCAGGGGGAACGCAGAGCAAGGAGAAAGACGCCGCCGGGGAGAGGGUAAAGCUUGCCGAUACACCAAGGGCGCCUGGUCCGAAUGCAACACUGCCACCAAUCAACGCUCGCGCAGUAUGACGCUGAAAAAGGGCGACAGCAGCUGCGAACAAUCCAAGACCAUCACUAAGAAAUGCAAAAAAGGUUAG
Daphnia magna is the source of this 417-nucleotide messenger RNA. RefSeq lists its product as uncharacterized. Gene Ontology annotation, molecular function: heparin binding; growth factor activity. NCBI's taxonomy places the organism in Eukaryota, Metazoa, Arthropoda, Branchiopoda, Diplostraca, Daphniidae. The record is from RefSeq and is a predicted model, not a curated record. Gene Ontology annotation, cellular component: extracellular region. Gene Ontology annotation, biological process: mesoderm morphogenesis. Bases 1 to 417 code for a protein of 138 amino acids. The transcript is spliced from 2 exons.